AUGGCUCAAUUCGACCCUAACCUUCAUCUCCGCUCGCUCGAGGAGCUGCGCGCUGGUAUGUUGCCCGAUCUCACGACAAGCUCGUCCCGCUUCGCCCCCCCCUCCCCCACUGACACGACCACAGUUAUCCUCCCUCGUCAGAACGGCUGCCUCAAGUGCGAGGACAAGGCACCGACAUGCCCGACCAACUGCAAAUCCGACGAGUUCUGCUCAUUCACCAUCCCGACAUGUAAUACCUGUGCCCAGGCCUUCUGCGCCAAGGACGAUAGCUCUUCGUCGUCUUCGUCCGACAAUCAGCCCAAUACAGGCGCCAUCGUCGGAGGUGUCAUUGGCGGUCUCGUCGUCAUCGCGAUCGCCACCUACCUCGUGUGGAGGUUCUUCAUUAAGACCAAGAGGCAGUCCAUUAUUCAGGAAUCCUACAUGGAAGAGACCAGCGAGAAGACCAUCAACGAGAAGACGACCGGCCAACCGCGACAGAGCAACCGUGACUCGACACAUACCGUGCACUCGAUUGCGUCCACGGUGCUCACCCGAGCUUCCAACAUAAUCCAGAUCGCCUACAUCCCCGGUGUCACGAACCGCGCCACGCCCACGUCACCGACCCUCCUCGUCCCCCCCGUACCCCCCAUCCCGAUGCACGCCUCCAACUCCGCCGCCAACAGCCCGUCCCCGUACGAGGAGCAGCAUUUCUUCGUUCCCGGCGAGCUUCGCGAUUCCACCUACUCCGGCAUCUCCGGCUAUACCGACCGCUCGUCCGUUGCCAGAACCUCGUACGCCGCUCGCUCCAGUAUUGCACCUAGUAUCGCUUCGACCAUCUACGGCAAGAACGCCGUCGUCGUUGCACCUGCCCAGACCGGCAUGCGUGCCAAGGCUGCCGUAGUGAGCGUCAAGUCUUUGACUGUCGGUACCAGCGGUACCGUGACCCCUCCCGUCCCCAGCGUCGACUACCAGAAGUAUGCCCCAGGCACUCCCAAGAGCCGUGACAGCACCUUCAGCGUGGGAUCCACUUUCCUCAACAACGCCAUUACUGCCACCGCAGCCCCUGCCCAAAGAGCGCAGGUUGUUCGUGUCGGCAACGGCAACGGGCCCAAGCAGGUCAGCGUUGGGUCCUUCAAGCCUUCAUCAACAGCAGAGGUGGCCUCUGUACCCGGGACACCGUCAUCCAGUGCACCUACCGCCACUCUUGUUGACUCCGCCGCCUCCACUGUCGGCAAAGAUUCAGUCGUCGAUCAGGGUCCCUUCUCUGAUCCUUCUGAGUCUAGUUCCGUAUCCACCCGCAACAACCAAAGCUUGAGUGCGGUCAUCGAGGAGGCCACACGGCGAGCCGCAGCGGGACCCGAUAGACGGUCACAAAGAACGAGCUCCUACGAACGGGACUGCAGUCCCUUUGGCGAUGAACACGCCACCAGGGACUAA
Colletotrichum graminicola M1.001 is the source of this 1416-nucleotide messenger RNA. Its product is annotated as Opy2 protein. The coding region runs from base 1 to 1416 and encodes 471 amino acids. The transcript has a single exon. NCBI's taxonomy places the organism in Eukaryota, Fungi, Ascomycota, Sordariomycetes, Glomerellales, Glomerellaceae. The record is from RefSeq and is a predicted model, not a curated record.